AUGGACCUCAAUGUCGUUGCAUACGACGAGCGCGGCAGCAACGCGUUUGCUCAGAGCGAAACAUGUAUCAUUUACAGCAUAUCCACUUCGGUUUUGGACCAAAACGACGUGGUCAUCGUUGGUGGAGGUCCAGCAGGAUUAGCGUUGGCAAGUGCUCUAUCUUCAACAAAAAUCGUGCGAGACUCUCUUAAAAUUACACUGGUGGAAGCCGGAGAUCUAUCCAAGGUGAAAGACUGGAACCUUGACUCAAACUCCUACUCCAACCGCGUCAGCUCAAUCACAGGUUCUUCACAAACAUUCUUACAAGAUAUUGGUGUGUGGAAUGAUGUCGACAUAACGCGAACAAAUCCCAUACAUGAAAUGCAGAUAUGGGAUGGCAUGUCCGAUGCCCGCAUUACAUUUGAUACCUCGGAAUCGGGAGCCUGGGGUACUUCAGAGUCUACCCCAAUGGCUAACAUGACAGAAAACCUCAACCUUCAACGUGCCCUUCUGCGAUAUAUGUCUCAUAGCCCAACAGUUCGGCUACUAGAUCGCGUCAAAGUUGUAUCCAUCGAUCGGGAAGACAAGGAAGGUGGGCUAGGAUGGCCUUUGGUGCAUUUAUCCAAUGGCACAACUCUUCGGACGAGGUUACUGGUUGGCGCUGAUGGUUUCAACUCUCCUGUUCGCUCGUAUGCUGGGAUAUCGUCAUAUGGAUGGGCAUAUGACACGCAAGCUAUCGUCGCAACUCUUAAUCAUCCUGAACGAAGUCAGUUUGAGUUGCCAAACAAUACGGCAUACCAGAGAUUCCUCCCUACAGGCCCAAUAGCAUUCCUACCGCUAUCUCCUACCACAUCUUCCCUUGUCUGGUCAACGAAACCUCGCCUCGCCUCUACCCUGACAAAAGCUGACCCGGCCGUUCUGGCGAGCAUGAUAAAUGCAGCCUUCAGAUUACCUGAAGUCUCUGUUCGGUAUCUUCACGAGUCCAUCCUUGAUGCGCACGAUGCUGAUAAACCCUUGUCGCAUUCACAAAUCAUGGAAGAGAUUGCGUGGCGCGAACGCUCUCACGAUAUAAGCAGACACUCCGCAUACAACUCGACUUCCUCUGUUGUUUCGGAGAGAGGUGUUCCGCCCGAUGAUUCCGGUUCUUUGCCUCCCCUUGUAACAUCCAUCCAGCCUAGCACUAUCGCUUCAUUCCCCUUGCGCUACAAUCACACUGAUUCCUAUAUUGGGGAGGGUGCUGGCAGUCGCACAGUACUCAUUGGUGAUGCUGCACAUACAGUUCACCCUCUCGCUGGGCAAGGUCUCAACCUAGGUCUCGCUGAUGUAGAAGCUCUGGCACGUUGUAUCAGUAGCACUGUGAUGCAAGGUGGCGAUAUUGGAUCUUACACUGCGCUCCUUCCAUACGCUCGCGAACGCUACUUCGAGAAUCACAAGGUCAUGUCAGCUGUAGACAAGCUACACAAGCUCUAUUCUUCCACAGCUGAACCUGUGGUAUGGGCUCGCUCUGUAGGUGUGGAAGUUCUGAAUGAACUAGACUCAGUUAAAGCUGCUCUCAUGAUGAAUGCUGGUGCGUAUGGACGGAAGCGCAAUCUUGGAUCUGGGUGGGAUGUCAUUGCGAGUGGGUUCAGCUUAGCGACAGGUGUAGUCAAUGCUACCAAAAUCAUAGGCGGUGGCAUGACUGGACUACUUGGAGUUGGCCUUCAGAGUCUUUCGAAAACUUUGAAUCAGACCAACUCGAAGUAAUAGAGGACCCACUUCUACGAAAAUAUGCUCUGCCUUGUGUAUUUACAUCCCACAAAGCGUAUGUGGUAAUAAUAUGCUCGACGUUUAACU
Serpula lacrymans var. lacrymans S7.9 is the source of this 1812-nucleotide messenger RNA. RefSeq lists its product as uncharacterized. The coding region runs from base 1 to 1722 and encodes 573 amino acids. Gene Ontology annotation, cellular component: mitochondrion. Gene Ontology annotation, molecular function: oxidoreductase activity, acting on paired donors, with incorporation or reduction of molecular oxygen, NAD(P)H as one donor, and incorporation of one atom of oxygen; FAD binding; 2-octaprenyl-6-methoxyphenol hydroxylase activity. Gene Ontology annotation, biological process: ubiquinone biosynthetic process. The record is from RefSeq and is a predicted model, not a curated record. NCBI's taxonomy places the organism in Eukaryota, Fungi, Basidiomycota, Agaricomycetes, Boletales, Serpulaceae. The transcript is spliced from 7 exons.